Molecule: messenger RNA, 3107 nt
Organism: Sphaerodactylus townsendi
Lineage: Eukaryota; Metazoa; Chordata; Lepidosauria; Squamata; Sphaerodactylidae
Gene: ZNF703
Product: zinc finger protein 703
Exons: 2
Coding region: 209-1948 (579 amino acids)
Biological process (GO): negative regulation of DNA-templated transcription
Cellular component (GO): nucleus
Source: RefSeq, a predicted model, not a curated record
AGUGUGCUGCAGAUUCGGAGCUAUUUGACGUGCGGCUCCGGGAACGCGAAGGUUUUUUUUCCGUCCGUCGCGCUGGGGCCGGUGCGGUGGUCCCGGUCGCCCCUGCCCGGCUUUGCGCGCUGCGGUGCUCGGCUCUCCUCCCUCUCCCCCCCUCCCCGGCCCAGCCCUUCCCGUCCCCACCCCCGCCCUGCCCGGCGCGCUCCCCCAAAUGAGCGGUUCGCCCGCUGGAUCUAACGCCAGGACUUCGCCCAGCAGCAGCAGCAGCAGCAGCAGCAGCAGCGGAGGCCAGAGCGCGGCGGCGGCGUCCACCUCUCCUCCGGCCGCCCAGGCUCCGGGAGCCGCGCUCUCGCACUUGCCCCCGGAGGACCCCCUGCGCCAGGCCAACCGGCUGCCCAUCCGCGUCCUGAAGAUGCUGAGCGCCCACAGCGGACACCUCCUGCACCCGGAAUACCUGCAGCCCCUCUCCUCCACGCCCAUCAGCCCCAUCGAGCUGGACGCCAAGAAGAGCCCGCUGGCGCUGCUGGCGCAGACCUGCUCGCAGAUCGGCAAGCCGGACCCCCCGCCCGCCUCCAAGCUGAGCUCGGGCUCUUCCAGUGGCCUGUCCGGGGCGGACAAGGAGCCCGGCAGCCGCGCCUCCUCGGGCUCCCUCAAGCAGUUGGGCGACCCCCCCGGCGACGACAAGUCCAGCUUCAAGCCUUACUCCAAAGGCGGCGGCGGGAGCAGCGGCGGCGGCGAGCCGCGCAAAGAGGCCGGGGGCGGCCAGCCGAGCCAAUCCGGCCCGGGCGCCGCCGAGAAGACGGGCUUCCGAGUGCCCAGCGCCGCCUGCCCGCCUUUCCCCCCGCACGGCGCGGCCGCUCCGGCCUCGUCCUCUUCGUCCGCCUCCUCCCCGGGCGGCUCUCGGGGCGGCUCCCCGCAGCAGCCGGAGUGCAAAGGGCCCGACGAGAAGAAAGAGCUGGAGGGGGUCGCCAAGGCCAGUCCGGAGGGCGCCGGGGGCAGCCGGGCGGGCAGCGGUGCCUCGCCGGGCGCGCACGCCGAGGCCUCCUCCGGGCGCAAGUCGGAGCCGUCGGCCCUGGCGGCCUCGGGCCACGUGGCCCCGGUGUCGCCUUAUAAGCCGGGGGGCCACUCGGUCUUCCCGCUGCCGCCCUCCAGCAUCGGCUACCACGGAUCCAUCGUCGGGGCCUACGCCGGCUACCCCUCGCAGUUCAUGCCCAGCCUGGAUCCUUCCAAGGCCGGCCUGGUGGGCAGCCAGUUGCCCGGGGCCUUGGGUCUGCCCGGGAAGCCGCCCAGCUCCAGCCCGCUGACGGGGGCCUCCCCCCCUUCCUUCAUGCAAGGAUUAUGCCGAGACCCCUAUUGCCUCAGCUACCACAGCGCCUCCCACUUGGGCACCGGCAACUGCUCCAGCUGCGUGCAUGACCCGGGCAGCCUGAAAAGCGGAUACCCCUUGGUGUACCCCACGCACCCGCUCCACACCGCCCUCUCCUCCAGCGCCACGCCCAGCCUGCCGGGGCACCCGCUCUACACCUAUGGCUUCAUGCUCCAGAACGACACCCUGCCCCACAUAUGCAACUGGGUGUCUGCCAGCGGACCCUGUGACAAGAGGUUUUCCACCUCGGAGGAACUCCUGGCCCACUUACGGACCCACACCACUCUGCCCGGGGCGGAAAAACUGCUGGCUGGCUACCCUACCUCUGGGCUGAGUUCUGCGGCAUCCUGCCACCUUCACCUCCCGCCCACCGGCCCGGGAAGCCCCAGCUCCUUGCCGGGAUCGCUGUCUUUGAGAAGUCCACACACUUUAGGGCUAAACAGAUACCACCCAUACGGCAAGAGCCAUUUGCCCACGGCCGGGGCAUUGCAGGUGCCCUCUUUGCCCACGGCUGGACCUUACUAUUCUCCGUAUGCCCUAUAUGGCCAAAGACUAACUUCAGCCUCUGCACUUGGAUAUCAGUAACUAAAGCACAUCUCCCUGCCCCUGUCUUGUGACCUCUCUUGCCCCUUGCCCUGGACUAUAUAUUUAUUGACUGUAUGUUAGCUUAAAGCUGGGAAUAUAAGUGCAUUAAUACACCAAUGAAUCAAUGGUAUGCAAAAAGUCUGUGUUUCCCCACACCACAAAAAAAAAUCCUUUAUUUUUUGCAGGUGUUGGGGCUCUUCUUAAUUUUCUUUUUAAAUCCCCCUUUAAUUUCUUUACGAUUCUCCUGCCCUAGUGCCCUUUUGCAUGAUUCUCGACAGCAGCAGCAACGACAACAACAGAAAUGUGUUUCUUCUUCCUCCCCUUCCCUUUGUUUUAUCUUUUUUAAAAAAAAAUCAGUUUCUCUUCCUUUUGUACAGUUACUAGAAAUGUAAUCCCCCCCUUUUGUGUAUUGUGUUUGGAGGAAGGGGCGGCGAGAGAUUGGCUAGGGAUGGUUUCGGCUUUGUUUGGUUUGCAGAAUCGGAAGGUGGGUUUGCUUUGCUGGGUAUCCCUAGCUGCUGUGUGCCAUCUCCUGGGGGAGUCCGAGGGAGGAGCCUAGCUCCGCCAGCAGCUUGGCUAAAACUACUGUUCUUUGUAGACAGGAUCCUUCCCUACACGGCUCUGCGUCCUCAGAGCUAGCGGGUGCCCCUAUAUAGACAGUAUUGGCCCGCAAACCCAGCGGGCACUUGGAUUGUUGCUGUUACAGAGAGGCCCAGGAAGAGUGGGAAGCAAAGACAGUACCACAGGGGCACCUCUCAAGGUUUUUUUCCCUUUCAAAGACCUGGAUUUAAAUGAAAUUGGCAUAUUCGAAUGACUGGAAUAGAGCAACUUUUUUUCACAAGCGCCAAAUGGAGAACUCAGAAGAACUUUGCUCAGUAUAGGAGAAGCUGGAGCAUGUAAGUGAGUCCAGCUCACCUAGGGGGCCAUUGGACCCUCCUCUAGAGGCUCAAAUCUACAUACCAAAAAAAACCCUCACACAAGCCCUCCCUAAUCCCCCCCCCCCAGUUACUCUUGCCCUAUAGGAAUGGAACAGAUAUUAGGGUGAGGAGCUUGCCCCCCCCCACCCCCCCAUCCCCAGUCUGGAAGGCUGUGGAUCAUUUUGGGUGACUAGAGCUCCAUUCCGGUAAGUCUUAUUUUGUUAAUAAAUGAAUACUUGGCUAUA